This is a messenger RNA of Diaporthe citri, 1323 nucleotides long. RefSeq lists its product as uncharacterized. NCBI's taxonomy places the organism in Eukaryota, Fungi, Ascomycota, Sordariomycetes, Diaporthales, Diaporthaceae. The transcript is spliced from 4 exons. The coding region runs from base 1 to 1323 and encodes 440 amino acids. The record is from RefSeq and is a predicted model, not a curated record.
AUGACGAAACUACCGGAACACUACCUCACCAAGAUGGCUCUCUCCAGCAACCCUGGGGACCGCGGCACUCAACUAUUCAUUGUCAUGAUGGUCGUGUUGGGUCUUGCAUGGAUACUGGUAUUGCUUCGAGCAUAUGUCAGAGUCAUCAUGAUCAAGAAUGUUGCGGCAGACGACUGGUGGAUGCUUGCUAGUAUUCUCGCAUACACGGCUUACUCGAUCGUGGCAUUGUGGGGGAUCAUCGACGGAGGCACAGGAAAGCACAUCACCAAUCUCAGCCUAGAAGAAACAUUGGUCGGCCUCAAGGCGUGGUACAUCUGCGAAGUCAUCUACGCACCCAUCUCGGCCAUGGUCAGGACCUCGGUCGCGCUGUUCCUUUACCGGGUAGCCACCGAGUCCAUCCACAAGUGGAUCAUAUGGAUCAAUCUCGGCGUCAUUUACAUCAUCUCCCUUGUGUUCACCUUCAUCGCCAUCUUCCAGUGCAACCCACCCUCCUACUUCUACGAGCAGGUACUGGGAAAGCCGGGUGGGUGCAUGGACAUCAAUGUCCUGCCCAGCGCGGUCAUCGCCCACAGCGUAAUUGGCGCGGUGACUGAUUUGGUCUUUGCUGCGCUUCCAGUUGCCAUGCUGUGGGAUGUUCAGCUGAACAAGAGGACGAAGGUUGUGGUUGCUUUGUUGCUAAGCAUGGGAGCAGUCGCUGGAAUUGCUCUGCUUGUGAGGAUACCAUUCGUCAAGAGAUUAGCGAUUACGCCAGACUUCCUGUUCGAGACAGUGGACGUUGCGAUCUGGUCUGUUAUGGAACCAUCACUUGGGAUAAUCGCCGGCUGUGUAGCGACUUUGCGACCACUCUUCAAGAGCAUGGGCUUCGGGAAGCCAACGACACAGAGGUACGGCUACGGUUCCUCUCGUUAUGGGCCUUCGGCGGCCUCCGACAGACGCACCUGGGGCCUUGGUCGGAACACGAUGCAGAAACUCAGCGAUGGGCCGUUCUCCCCAAGUACGAUCGACUCGUCACGCCUCGAGUCCGGGGCUGGCAUCCAGUCAACAUCAAACAACGACGAAUCCGACCUGGACUUUGAGAUGCAGCCACAGGGACCAGAUCCGGUACCUACGCAGUAUCAUGGGAAAGGAAUCGUGUCAACAAAGAUCGCCAGCACCCCUUGGGAGGACUUCGCCGCUCAGGGAAGCGGCAUUAAUGUACACACGUCUGUCAACAUCUCAUCACAACCGAGAUCGCACAAUUCCUUCCCACACCAACAGGGCUCGAUUUCGUCCUCGGCAACGACGUUGCCGAUACAGGGCUCAGCGGGAUCAGGAACGGCUUAA